AAUUUAGGAUUGGGUUAAGCUAAGAAUUAUACAUGGUUUACGGAUUUAGGUCACAUUUCCAAAACUUUUUAUCACAUUUCACAUCAAGAGCAUUUAGGCAGUAGGUGUAUGAGUAUAAAAGAGAAUAGAUUAAUUGCAUUAUUAUACACGCUAAUUGGAUUGAGACCAAGCCUUGUAAAUUCAUGGCGCAAAGGCAAGGGAAGGGGGAAAUGGUUAAUCAACAGGUUGUUUCUCCACUAACAUUGGUAUUGGUGGGUCGUACAGGAAAUGGAAAAAGUGCAACUGGAAAUAGUAUUCUUGGAAGAAGAGCAUUCAAAUCGAGGACAAGUUCUUCUGGUAUUACUAGAUCUUCUGAGUUGCAAUCAUGUGUCAGGAAAGAUGGCAAGGUCAUAAAUGUGAUCGACAGUCCUGGAUUGUUUGAUCCAAGUGUUAGUUCAGAAUACAUUGUAACAGAAAUCGUGAAAUGCAUAGAUUUAGUAAAAGAAGGUAUUCAUGCAAUUAUCUUAGUUUUUUCAACGAGGACUCGAUUUUCGAAAGAAGAAAAAUCUACUUUUCAAACACUUCAAACUUUGUUUGGAACAAAGAUCGUGGAUUUUGUCAUUGUCCUCUUCACCGGAGGGGACGAACUCGAAGAUAAUAAAGAAACACUGGAAGAUUACUUGGGUCGUGAGUGUCCUAUGGGGUUGAAGGAUAUCAUAGCCGCAAGCAAGAAUCGCUGCUUGGUUUUUGAUAACAAGACCAAGAAUGAAACAAAGAAGGUUGAACAAGUAGAGAAAUUGAUAGAGAUGGUGAAUGGAGUUGUACAACAAAAUGGAGGAAAAGCCUACACUCAUGCCUUGUUCUCUAAUCUCAAGUUUGAGACCAAGUUGCAAGAUGUGAAAACCAAGCUUGAACAACAAUUGGAGUGUGAAAGACAAGCAAGACUUGAAGCAGAACAGAGAAUGCAAGAAUUUAAAAACAAAUCCAUUGAAGAAAUUCAAGUCCUCAACGACCGUCUACGCGACGCACUUGAAAGGCCACUGCCACCGCCACCGCCACCACCUCCACGAAUGCGACAACCAAUGCUGUGGCCUUGUGUUAUUGUAUGACUGCAUUAAAUUGGCCCAAACUACUCAGUAUUAACGAUCAACUUCACUACAAGACUCAGGGAAGACUGUAUCUUUUAAGCUUUAAAAAUCUUCAAUCGUUUACCUGAAUACAGCUCAAUCGUGUAGAUGAAGCUCUAAGGAACUAGACGAUAGUUCAAUUAUGUAAACGAUAUUAAGAAGCACUAGACGAUUGUGUAGGAAAUAGUUGAAUUGAACUAGACGAUCGUAUAGACGAUAUUUGAGGAACUAGACGAUGUAAAGUUGAGCUAAACGAUCGUGUAAAUGAUGCAAGAUGAACUAAACAAUCGUGUACACGAUACUUUAGAAAAAGCUAGAUGAUCGUAGAGAAAGAAAGAACACAAGUAUUUAAGUGGUUCAGCCAAAGCCCUACGUCCAUUGUGCAAAUAGGGAGGGUCUCUUUU
Messenger RNA from Benincasa hispida (wax gourd), 1510 nucleotides. RefSeq names its product immune-associated nucleotide-binding protein 9-like. Gene Ontology annotation, molecular function: GTP binding. Lineage: Eukaryota; Viridiplantae; Streptophyta; Magnoliopsida; Cucurbitales; Cucurbitaceae. The record is from RefSeq and is a predicted model, not a curated record.